This is a messenger RNA of Ascochyta rabiei, 1050 nucleotides long. Its product is annotated as cytosolic factor, phosphatidylinositol/phosphatidylcholine transfer protein. The record is from RefSeq and is a predicted model, not a curated record. Bases 1 to 1050 code for a protein of 349 amino acids. The transcript is spliced from 4 exons. Lineage: Eukaryota; Fungi; Ascomycota; Dothideomycetes; Pleosporales; Didymellaceae.
AUGGCUGCCGCGCCCGCCCACGAGCUCAAGCUCGACCCCAAGUACGACGACUACGACUACCCCACCAUCGCCCCUACAGCGCAGAACGGUCACCCCGGCCACACAACGCCCGAGCAAGAUGCGCAAGUCUUCCAGCUGCGAACCCAGCUCGAGCAGGCCGGAUACACCAAGAACCUCGACACAUUGACGCUGCUGCGAUUCCUCCGUGCGCGCAAAUUCAAUGUCGAGCUGGCAAAGGCAAUGUGGAUCGACAGCGAGAAGUGGCGGGCAACAUAUGCCGGCGUCGGCGUCGAGGAGCUCGUGCGCACCUUCGACUACCAGGAAAAGGCACAGGUGUUCGAAUACUACCCCCAGUACUACCACAAGACCGACAAGGAUGGCCGCCCGGUCUACAUUGAGCAGCUCGGCAAGGUCGACCUCACUGCCCUCGGCAAGAUCACCAGCCAAGAGCGCAUGGUGCAGAACCUCGUCUGCGAGUACGAGAAGAUGGCCGACCCGCGUCUGCCCGCCUGUUCGCGCAAGUCUGGCUACCUCCUCGAGACUUCGUGCUCCAUCUUGGACCUGAAGGGCGUCGGUAUCGCCAAGGCAACCUCCGUCUACGGCUACCUGCAGGCCGUCUCCGCCAUUUCCCAGAACCACUACCCCGAGCGCUUGGGCAAGAUGUACGUCAUCAACGCACCCUGGGGUUUCUCUGGCGUCUUCAGUGUCGUCAAGAAGUUCCUCGACCCCGUUACCAGCGCCAAGAUCCACGUUUUGGGCUCCGGAUACAAGGCAGAGUUGCUCGCACAGGUCCCUGCCGAGAACCUGCCCAAAGCUUUCGGUGGAUCGUGUGAAUGCCCUGGUGGCUGUGCGCUGAGCGACGCUGGCCCAUGGCAGGACUCGCAGUGGGUCAAGGAGCCCAAGUGGGCCAAGAAGAGCGAUGCUAUUGACAACACUGCGCUGCCUCCUCCUACCACCGGCGGCGACGUUCCCACUGGGGCUCAUGCUGGGGCUCAUGCUGGGGCUCCCGUUGACCCUGCACAUGCUGGUGUUCCCCAGACGCAUACUUAG